Messenger RNA from Histoplasma capsulatum G186AR, 1824 nucleotides. RefSeq names its product DUF1613 domain-containing protein. The coding region runs from base 1 to 1824 and encodes 607 amino acids. NCBI's taxonomy places the organism in Eukaryota, Fungi, Ascomycota, Eurotiomycetes, Onygenales, Ajellomycetaceae. The record is from RefSeq and is a predicted model, not a curated record. The transcript is spliced from 2 exons. Gene Ontology annotation, molecular function: tRNA (uridine) methyltransferase activity. Gene Ontology annotation, biological process: tRNA methylation.
AUGUUUUCCGAGCCGAUAUCUUCCAUGCAACUGGGAUCGUUCCCUGGCUUCCGCCUUACCAGGACUGUCGUAAGACGAUUCGUCCCCAGAAAGCAAAUAGAUCGUCCAAUAGAACAAACCUGUCACUUCUAUGAAGGGACAUGCAAUGUAGAUAUAUCAGAUGCUUCGCGUAUGGCGAAGCAUCGCGGCCUUGUUGUUUACACCCCUCACAUUCGCUCAGAAAGCGAGAUGCCAUAUUACCAUCCAUCGGUACGAGCAUUAGCCCUGUCAUACGAUCUAAAUUGUUCCGCCAAAUCCGAAACCGAGGAUUCAGGCACCCUCUCCAUUCACUUCUCACCAUUUACCCCUGAACUUCCGCAGUCUAUUGCAUAUCGCCUCCAACGGACGUUGCUGGCCCUUUUAUCGACUCACUUACGCCUGUCGAGGAAACCCUUUGCCGCCGCUGGGCCACCCAGAUCGAAAACGGCGGCUCCAAAGGAUAACAUCGUCCCACAACACUUUGUGCAGAAUACCUAUUCGCGAUUGAAAGAAACAUAUGCAGCACCUAUAAUGAACAGUUGGGUUGAAACUACCGAACCUUCCAAGCACGUUUUCGAGGACAUUGCGAUCGCGGCCUUUCUAAUUGAACUGUGGAGGGAAAUGUACAGCUUACCUCUUUCUAAGGCAGAGAGCUAUGCCAAUGAGGCGGAAAAUAGCCUUCCUGCUUUUCCUGGUUUCGUUGAUAUUGCAUGUGGCAAUGGCGUCUUGACGUACAUACUACACGCAGAAGGGUAUGACGGGUGGGGUUUCGAUGCCCGCCAGAGGAAGUCAUGGUCUACAUUUCCCGCAUCAACACAGGACCGCCUUAAACAAAUUAUAUGCAUUCCCAAGCCGUUUAAAGAUGCCCUUGAACAACACAUGGAUGAAGACUCGAAUCUGACAUCCACCCAGAAGUCUCCAUCCGCCAUUCACGACGGAAUUUUCGACAAAAAUACCUUCGUCAUCUCCAACCACGCCGACGAAUUGACAGUAUGGACACCCCUCCUUAGCGCCCUCUCGAACCCUGAGAACCCUUUACCAUUUCUCGCAAUCCCCUGUUGUUCACAUGCUAUAUCCGGUAUGCGCCAUAGGUACCCAGCCCCCAAAUCACAGCCUAAGAAAAAGGAUCCGAACAAAACGUCUCGCGCAACAGAAAUGCCCUCCAACACCAACACCAACAACAUCAAAAAUAACAACAGCGUCCAUGUUAUCAACGGCAGCACGAACGCCACCAGCCAGCAACAGCAGAAACCGGAAAUGGAGGAAAUAUCACCAACAGCGGCAGCGGAGGCCGAAGAGCAACAAAACCCCCAACCUUCCAUCGGCAACCUGAAGGAGCUCCGUGCCUUGAGACUCGAAGAGACCACAAACCCAGACUGCCAAAGCUCCGCGUACGCCUCCCUUACUGCGAAAGUCAUGCUGGUGGCCAGAGACGCAGGGUAUGGUUCUGAUGUCGAAAAGACGCUGCUUCGCAUCCCGAGUACGAGAAAUGUUGGCAUAGUUGGGGGCGUGAAGAGGAUGAACCAGAUGAAUCGGAUGAGUCGGAUGAGUCGGAUCAUGGGCGUGACGAAGGGCGGGGAGACGGGAGUGGUGGAAGGAGAGGGCAAGGGAGAAAAAGUUGGUUCGGGUGUGGAGUUGGGCUUUGCGUUGGGUUUGGUGAAGAAUGUUAGCGAUGUUGUGGAGCGGGAAUGUAGAAGGGAUGGGGGCCUGAGAGUUGCGGCGAAGCUGUGGGUUGAGAGGUCGUUGCGGUUGCAGGAGCCUCAGGGGCGGGGGAGGUUGAAGGGGAGGGAUGGCCAUGUGCAUUGA